UGCUGUUUUUGCAGUCGCUCCCGCCCACUGUGGUUUCGCUCACUUCCUUCCUCUCCUGGUGCAAAACAGCCAAUCAGAACCAGUGUGAUAUCUUUACUCGGACAGUUUAAGCACGGCGAACCAAUCCAAAAGCGCAAAAGGAAGACUAAGCGGGUUCGUCGUUGAAGGGUAGUGUGUUCAGGGUUCAACAACAGGCGUCUCGCGGGCUUACAAGAUAAAUACAAAUAUGGGACUUGUACAACUUUGUAGAUAUCAAAUGCAUUUAUUCAACGAGGCCACAUAAGGAUGGCCACAGAUGACAGUAUCUCUGAGGAUGUGUCCGGCUCCGUGGCCCUAAGCCAGGAUCAUGCGGAAAACAGCGUCGGGAAGGACAGCGAGGGCUCCGUCGACUCCGAGGACGCGCUGUCGGGGCCGACCGCCUCCGAGGAGGGGCGUAUCUCUGCGCAGUCGGCGCAGACCCUGGAGGGAAUCCUCACCGCCGCCGCCGGGACGGUGACAAACAAAGGCCCAAUCACACCCGCGUCUAACAGUGCCCAGAAGAACAGGAAUCUCCAUCUGGAUGUGAAGGGGUCAGGGAGAAGUCUGACCACCAUCAACCCCAGUCCACUGGAGACCCUUACAGCCCUGGUGCAAGAGAUCCAGAACAGUGGGGGCACUGACCCUGAGAUCUGGAGAGAUUGCGAGGGCCGAUGGCUGCAGCUGUUUGAGCUGGUGGAGAAGCAGUACCGGGACCAGAUCCUGGCCCAGCACGAGCAGUACCAGCGCCAGGUCCAGCUCAUUCAGGAUGAGAUCAAGGCCCUGGUGCGGCUGCAGAACCGGUCCCGCGCCACGCAGAACCCGGACGGCCCUCUGGGCCGCGGCGCCGGGGACUCCCCGCUCGUUCGGCUCCUCGGCCGCGGCCUCGCGGGGCCCCCCCUGGUGCCCCGCCCUCCGAGCGCCACGUCCCCCGUCCGCCCUGUGGCAGGCGAGCCGCGCCCCAAGGCCCGGGACAGCCGGGAGGAAGGCGCCAUGACGGUGAACAGCAGCGGCUACGGGACGCUGUCCACCUGGGGGGGGCCCAGCCCGCACUGGGGGGGCGAGGGAGGGGGGCAGAGUUCGGUGCUCGGCCUGCGGCCCUUGGCCACGCCAGACUCUGACCUGAUGAGUCGGGAGUCUCAGCGAAAGCUGCCCAAUCACACGUCUCUGUCUGCUCCGCCGGCCAAUCACAGCCCCUCUGCUGCUCAGCACAAAGCCACCAGGCAACUGACCUCCUGGGCGCAGAAACGCAGGGUGCCCAGGAGCAGGUCGGCACAGUCCCAGCGCCCACGGGCGGAGGAGGAGGAGGGGGAAGAGGAAGAGGAGGAGAGCCAUGGGGGGUCCCUGAGCGCUGAUGGUGACCGCCCAGAUGAAUAUCGAACAACUUGCUUGAAGCGAACUGACAGCCUGAUGUCUGAAGCCUCAGGUCUGACGUACUGGAGGCUGGACGAGGGUGAGCUCUAUCGCCCCCUACCGGACAGCUUCGACAGCGGGGCCUACCUCCUCCUGCAGGACAUGUCCCUGAACCAGGAUGAUCCCAAACUGCCGGGGUCCCUCAGGGAGAUCUACCAGCGCAGGCAGGGGGGGCGAGCCAAGCAGCAGGAAUGGGACUCCUCCCUCACCUCCAACGCCUCUACUCCUCAGGUGUUGACCCUUGACCCCACGCUGCACAUGAAGCAGUCCGACCGGACGUCCGGGUUUACCUCCCCCUCCCACUUCAGCAGCCCGUCCUCCCCCCAGCAGCCCCCGCCCGGCCACGCCCCGGGGGCACCCGCCCUCAGCCCGGACUCCAUGAGUGAGGGGCCCCCAGCCCGGGGCUGCCCGGACCCCGCUUGCCCCUCCCCCAGACUGUCCCCGGCUGGCACGCCCACAGAGGGGGGGCCCAACCGGACUUCCGCUGCACCCGCACCCCCCCACGCCCUUUACAACCGCGUCUCCUACGGCGACGACGAGAGCAGCCGCCGAACCGUGCUCACGCCCCACGCCCACACCCGUCCCGACCAAUCAGGAGGCAGCCUGGAGAGGACCGUCUCCUCCUCCUCCCUGGAAGACCCGGUGGUCAUGUCUCUGGUGAGGCAGAGCCUGAAGGAGAAGCACUCCCGGCACGUAGCGGAUCUCCGAGCGUACUACGAGUCUGAGAUCUCCUCCCUGAAGGAGCAGCUCUCCGUGGAGCUGCGGCGCUCGGACGCUGACCUGCAGACGAGCAACCGGGCCCUCCUCGAGAGGUGUGAACACCUGGACAGAGCGCUAACCGAAGCCAGCGCCUGCAUCCGAGACCUGGAGAACAAGAACCGCCGACUGGAGAGCCAGCUGGCUGAGUGGCCGGCGCGGUACGCGGCGGCUGACGCGGCGGUGCAGGCCCUGCGGGCGCGGCUGGAGGACAGCGACCGCGGCGGGCGGGAGAAGGACGGCGCUCUGGCCCGGCUGCGGUCCCGGCUGCAGGAGCUGCAGAGGGAGCUGGACGGGGCCUCCCGGCUCUCCCACGACCAGGGCGCCCAGAUGAGGCAGGAGCACCGCGCGCUACAGGAACUCCUAGUGGAGUAUGAUUCCCUGAGAAAAGACCAUGACAGAGUGAAGGAUGAUCUGGCUUCGGCUGAGAACAAGCUCUUUGAUGCCAAUUCACAGAUAUCUGAACUGAAGAGGUUCGUAUCCAAACUGGAGUCUCAGGUCAAACAGCUGGAGCACGAGAACCUGGCGAAGACGCGUCACAUGAUCCAGGCCCGGUCACAGGCUGGACUCUCCCAGCAGCCAGACCUGCUCCUCUCUCCUUGUAAGAGCCGGGCUCUCCUGAACAGUGACAGGAAGUGGCCGAGCCCUGAACCCGACCCCUCUGCCCACUCAGGUCCGGCCUCUGAUAGAACAGCCAUGCACACCAGCAGGUGCUACUCCCCCCCUCCGGAGACCCCCACCCCGCUGAUGAAGGCGCUGCUCCGCAUGGAGGAGGCCCGAGGCAGCCGUGGCCACGCCCCCCCCGGGGCCGGUUCGGGGAGCCCCAGGCCCACAGUGAGUUUUGUGGAGGGCAGCAGGGGGGCCUCUCUCCAGAGGAGCCUCUCUCCAGAGGGGCCCAGAUCCUCCUCCCUCCCCCCCGGCACCCGGAGGAGCGCCCCGACCUCCACGCCCACGAAGAGGGAGACGCUCAUCACCCCGCUGUCAGCCAAGUCCAGCCCCAAACGCUGUCCCACGGAGAACUACUCCACCGCGUUCGGACGCUCGCCCGUCCAGCAGCUGUACAGCAACGGCCGGCUUCAUGUGAACUCUGACCAAACGGACCCGUCCUCCACCUCGCUGUCUCGCACCUCCAGUCUCAGAAAGAGGCUCCAGUUCUCGUCAGAAGGACCGGAAGGUUCUUCAGCAGUCCCCUGCCAGCCCAGCAGCGGGGGGCCUGUGCUCUCAAACGGGGCGGGGCCAGGGGAACAGACCGCGGGGUUGGGCCGGGAGGAGCAGGGGGCGGAGCUGCCUGACUCCUCCGACAGCGACGUGCCCUCGUCCUACCAGCCCCAGGUGCAGUCACUGGCCGACACGGAGCGGCUGUUCGACGAGCUCACGCAGGAGAAGCAGCAGAUCGAGGCGGAGCUCAGCCGGAUCCCUGGGGGUGGAGCCAGAGUCACCAUGCAGAGCAGACUGGACGAGGUGGCCCUUGAAAGGCGACUAGAAAAGGUCAACCGUGACUUGGGGUCCAUCCGUAUGACGCUGAAGAGAUUUCAUGUACUAAGGUCUUCUGCCAAUAUAUAACAUUUUCUUGUGUCAAUAAGGUUUAUGAAACCCAACCUUUGUUGAUUGGUGGUCAUAAAGAGCACCGUUGUUUAUGGAAUUAUUUUAAAAUCUUUUUUGUUUUUUGCUUAACGUAUUUCCUGUAUAGAACAUUUUGUGUACAUGUCCAAAGGAUAUUUUCUAUUUUGUUACUGUGAUAUCUAUUUGGUAUGUUUUAUUACACAAAGAAGCUGAAGGAUAUUGCAAAACCUUUUAAAGAGUAUAUUUUAUUAAUGGUGAGAUUUUAUAAAAUCCUUAAUUUUCUAGAGAUGAAGAUUCAUAUUCAUUGUGUUUCUUAUCCUGUAUCUUUGGCCAUAUUCAGGUAGAUUGUGUGUUUUUAUCUGCUUAUCAAUGUAAAUGAGGCCAAAAUUGAGAAUGUUCCAGCAGUCAUUUUUUGUUAUAAUGCCCAGUUUUUGCAGAAAUAUCAUAGAUUUUUGUAUUUCAUAUGAAAGUCUACAUUUAAUAGCCUUCCAAAUGUUUCAAGUAAUUUAACGUGACUUAUUUGUUUGUUAAAUUGUGUACAGUAUAGUUUAUUUUUGGGUUUUAAAAAAAGUGUUCAUUAAAAAUGCCUUGUGUUUGUUAGAAAAUCAUAAAAGAAGAUUGUAUGGAAGAUCAGGAUUUUAAUUGAAAGCUGGUCUGAAUAGUUGGCAUCUCUGAAUAGUUUUGUUCUUAAGGUUGUCUGUGAAAGAAAUGUGUAGCUGGAUGGGCAUAUGCUAGCAAAGUGAAAAAUGGUAUUGUAAAAAUACUGAAGGGUUGUCCUCAGUCCAUUUUAUUAUUAUAUAUUAGUGUCACUAUAAAUUUGUGACAGUUUAGCUUAAUGAAAUUGUAUAGCAUAUACUAACAAGGUGUCCAAGAUUAAUAAUUUAUUUUUAGCAGCACAAACGCUUCUUCCAGUAAAAAUAUUUUUGACAAAAGACUCGAAACGACUGUCCAGAGAUGUUAAACUCAGAUUAGUAUUAGAACACAGAUUAGUGUUGUUUGACCUUCAAGUUGAACAGAAAUGAUUAAGGUCAGAUGGAAUGAAUGCCAGCAGACACAAGUAGAUGACUGAAUGAUUGACAGGCAGAUUGUUUGUCAUUGGUUUUGGAUCAUAAAAGUUUGUAAACACAUCAUUGAAAAUCGUAGUUCUUUUUAAAUAAUUGAAUUGUCAAGAAAUUGAAUGCUGAUCAUUUUUGCCAUUUCACAUUUUUUGUUUAUCGUUUUGUUUAGGGCAUGAUGCUUAUAUAUAUAUAUAGCAUCAUGCCCUAGAAAUAUACAGUUUUAAAACAUUCCAUUUAUUUUAAAUCUGUCCAGUCCUUGUUAAGGUGAAUUAACAAAAUGACACUUGUGAUUCUACCCCUGUGUUAAUUUCUAAAUGAUUUUGUGCAAAAACCAAACCAGCACAUACUGUUUACACGUGUGAUCUCCUGUGGGUGGGAGAGAAACAUCACCAUGCAGGGACAGCCUUAGUGUAAUGUAUGGGGAAAAUGUCACUUACCUUUUAUUUAUUUUAUAUUUUUUUAGUAAAGUUGGCGAUUGCACUGAAUCAGACCUGGUUAUGUUUGAUGUGUUACUUUUAAGUACUUUUUCACAUUAAAUUUGCCAACUGAAAAUAAAAGCCUUGCACAUUUUUCCA
Molecule: messenger RNA, 5380 nt
Organism: Anguilla rostrata (American eel)
Lineage: Eukaryota; Metazoa; Chordata; Actinopteri; Anguilliformes; Anguillidae
Product: M-phase phosphoprotein 9
Exons: 23
Coding region: 286-3747 (1153 amino acids)
Cellular component (GO): centriole
Source: RefSeq, a predicted model, not a curated record